AUGAGCGACUGGGACGCUGAGAGUAUCAGCUCUACAGAGACAGUCGAAGUCGCCAACUGUUCGCAGAGGCUUCGAGGAUUUUUUCUUCGUCUACUUCUCUCGUUACUUGUCAUCGGUGCUUGCUCCGGCGCACUAGUUUGGUCAUUUGUGAAUGGCGAGGCAGGCGCGAACGUAAUUCAUGAGCGGAAUGCUUCAGUAAAUUUUUCGAUUCUAGUCGACGAGUAUUCAGUGAAAGAAGGUGUUUAUAGUGUUGUCGCACGACCAGAUUCAACUCCGUUAGAAUAUCCAUCGUUUUGGUAUCAGGACAACACAAACCAACGUCUAGUUCAUCAGGUGAACGAGAACACUGUCAUUUAUGCAUGGCCCACAUUCUCUUUCUGGGUACGAUAUGGGAAGAACGGUAGUAUUUCGCGCUGCGAUUUUGACUCAUCAACCUCGUACACGGGUUACAUCAGUCGUCUUGGACUGAACCGGCUCUCAAGGCAGCACUCGGCAAUCGACAAGCACCCCACACCAACGCCCCCGCCGGUCUCACCAUAA
Cooperia oncophora is the source of this 540-nucleotide messenger RNA. The record is from the annotation of a GenBank genome assembly. Lineage: Eukaryota; Metazoa; Nematoda; Chromadorea; Rhabditida; Trichostrongylidae.